AUGUCGUUUGCUAACGUCGCAAAACGUUCCGUCCGUAUCAUCGCCCUCCCGCUCGCGACGCCCGCCCCGCGCAUGACGCCGACACAUGCGCACUCGGAGCACCUCACCUACUACCACUUCGCCACUCCUCCUCCAUCUGCGCAGCAGCAAGAUAGCUGGGAAAAUUGGGUGACUUUAAAAGCUUCGAGCUUGUGGGCUGAUCUUGGCAAGGCGCCCGAGGGCAAUUGGAAGAGGAGAGUAUUCUUGUAUGGAGAACGUCUGGUUGACCGCCUUGACUUCGAAGAGCUUGCUCUCAAGUCCUUCGAUACCUCCCUUGGACCCAAGCUAAUUCCUAACCGCUACACGGAGAAGGUUAGACCGAAAGACCACCCCACGAUCCCUUUGAUUUACCCUCCAUCGGCAUGUGCAUCUCCCCUCCCGCAUCUGCGGUCACUCCUUGCGAAACGCACCCCUCGCCAUCGGAAGGGCUGUAUAAUGUGGAUCGCAAUUGCCCCACUCACCGCGCCAUUCAUGCUUAUCCCCAUAGUCCCGAACUUCCCAUUCUUCUUCUGUGCAUGGCGCGCAUGGUCGCACUACCAAGCGUUCAAGGCGUCUCAAUAUUUAGAAGCAUUCGUUGCCCAAGGCGCAAUCUUGCCGCAGGAAAGUUCUGAGCUCGAUGAUAUUUAUACCCAACAUGCACCUGUCCCACCUGACCCUGAGGCGUCAGCUACAUCACACUCGGAUUCUUCUGAGGAACCCCCAUCAUCGCCUUCCCCAUCUACCGCUGGUUCAGCGCACGUCACUCCGGAUACGCCGUCAGGCCCUUCGUCUACUCCUAUAGAAUCAGUAGAUUCGAAAAGCUCAUCCAAUACAGCAGGCCCAGCAUGUGCACCAAACAACGGGCACAAUGUGCCCCCACGUCCGCACCUCCUGCUCACGCGCGCGGCGGUUCCCGCUCUUGAGCGUCUGCUGGAACUCACGCCCAACUCAAGCUUCGCAGCGGACGUGUACCGCGCGCUCGAGCAGGCGCGGCUGAGGCUCGAUAAGGAGGGGAGGUAA
Fibroporia radiculosa is the source of this 1038-nucleotide messenger RNA. RefSeq lists its product as uncharacterized. Lineage: Eukaryota; Fungi; Basidiomycota; Agaricomycetes; Polyporales; Fibroporiaceae. The record is from RefSeq and is a predicted model, not a curated record. Gene Ontology annotation, biological process: potassium ion transport; proton transmembrane transport. Gene Ontology annotation, cellular component: mitochondrial inner membrane. The transcript is spliced from 5 exons. The coding region runs from base 1 to 1038 and encodes 345 amino acids.